ACUGGAACAUUGAUGGAACCCGAAACCAUCUAGUAUUAGGUCGUAUGAAUAAACUGAGCAAAAGCUUUUACUUUACUCAGAUCCACCUGUCAGAUCAUUUUCUUGAGCAUUUACUCAAGUUGGUAUGAUAAAACUAAGAACUUGAGCAUUUACUUUUCGAACAUUGAGAUUCGUAUGAAUAAAGCGGUAAAAUCUGAGUAAAUGCUCAAAAAAAUGUGAGUCACCUACUGACCAUGCUCAGCUGACAUAAGCAGGCGCCAAAAGUAGCAGAUUCGUGUGUUGAAAUUUUAAUGUAAAAAAACAAUGUAUUCUGGUGAUUUUAUUAAUUUACCUUUCCCGAUUGUAGCGGACAUAGAUGGAAAUUAUAUAAAUCGCUCAGUAAAAAUGUAUAAGCCUAGGCGAGAAGGCGAUGAUAAUAAUUUCAAAGAUCUCUAUCGAUUUACUCGUGAAAAUGUUGAUCAUGUAACACAAGCAUUUCUGGGAGAUAGUUUUGAAAAUCGAGGUGGUGCGUUAUCGAAUGUUCAAAGGAUGAAAUGCUUUUUAAGAUAUGUCGGUGAUCCAGGAUUCCAGGUAGGUGUAGGAGAGGACUUGGGUAUCCACCAAACAACAGUGUGCAAAACGAUUUGGUCUGUGUGCAAAGAAAUAGUUGAGAAAGCUGACGAGUGGAUACAUUUUCCAAACACACCGGACGAAUUUGAACAGGAAAAGAAAAUGUGGCAAACUAAAUACAAAUUUCCAAGUGCCAUUGGUGCAAUAGAUUGCACUCACAUUCUGAUCAAUAAACCAGGCAACUACAAGGAUGAGUUUGUAAAUAGGAAAGGGCUGAAUUCCUUCAAUGUACAAGCAACCUGUAAUGCCAAAGAGCAGUUUACAAGCAUGGAUUGUGAAUGGGCUGGAUCAGUACAUGACGCACGAAUAUGGAAAAACUCAAAUGUCUUCAAUUUGAUUCAGGAAAAUCAGGCAGGUGCGAUUCUUUUGGCUGAUGAAGCAUACCCUCUUACCCCUUGGGUAAUGACGCCAUACCGAGAUCCUGUGACAUCCUUACAAAAAGUGUUCAAUGUGAUUCACAAGCGAGAAAGAGUCGUCAUAGAGCGCGUUUUUGGACAAGUGAAACAAAGAUUUCCAUUACUGCAGUCAAAAGUAAGGGUAAAAACCGAAAAAAAUCCUCGUUUCAUCGCUGCAUGCUUUGUUCUGCACAACGUGGCGAAACAUCUUAAAGAUGAAGACUUUGAACCAGCGGAAACAACCACCUAUGAUAUAGAAGUACCCAGACCAACCGUGACUGAUGCUACAGUAUUGCAGAGAGGCCAACGACGUCGCGAUUGUAUUGCGUCAUAUUUGCGAGGUGGAAGUAAUCGUUGAAAAAGAAAUAAAUAUAUGUAUAAGUGAUUUUUAUAAUCUAGAAUAAAAACAUAUUAAGCGUUGGACAAUA
Molecule: messenger RNA, 1432 nt
Organism: Aedes aegypti (yellow fever mosquito)
Lineage: Eukaryota; Metazoa; Arthropoda; Insecta; Diptera; Culicidae
Product: putative nuclease HARBI1
Exons: 2
Coding region: 304-1362 (352 amino acids)
Source: RefSeq, a predicted model, not a curated record